Molecule: messenger RNA, 3525 nt
Organism: Trematomus bernacchii (emerald rockcod)
Lineage: Eukaryota; Metazoa; Chordata; Actinopteri; Perciformes; Nototheniidae
Product: junction plakoglobin-like
Biological process (GO): positive regulation of transcription by RNA polymerase II; cell adhesion
Cellular component (GO): catenin complex; adherens junction
Molecular function (GO): cadherin binding; protein phosphatase binding; alpha-catenin binding
Source: RefSeq, a predicted model, not a curated record
GUCAGAGGUCAGUGAAGGUACCAUUGGGUGGAGAUGAUGUCCAUGCAAAUGACGGAGGCGGACAGUGUGGUGAAGGUGGCAGAAUGGCAGCAGACCUACUACGCUUCAGACUCAGGAAUCCAGUCAGGAGCCACCACAGUCCUGGAUGACGAGAGCAGCACUGAGUACAGCGGCCGGAAGAAGUACACUGGUACUGCAAACAGUACUACCACUGCUACUGCCCCUCCCGGGGGAGGAGGAGACACUGCAGCCGGGGGACUAGAAAGCCCUACUGAUUUAGAUUCUCAGUUCUCUCUAACCCGGGCUCAGCGGGUCAGGGUGGCCAUGUUUCCAGAGACCCUGGUUGAGGGGGAGGCAGCCAUGCCCGUCCAAUCAGAUCCUUCACAACAGAGCAACGUGCAGCGUCUUGCUGAGCCCUCUCACCUGCUGAAGAAUGCUAUAGUCCACCUGAUAAACUACCAGGACGACGCAGAGCUGGCCACCCGGGCCGUACCAGAGCUCACCAAGCUGCUGGCCGACGACGACCCGGUUGUGGUGAACAAAGCAGCCAUGAUAGUCAACCAGCUGACUCGUAAGGAGGCCAGUCGCCGGGUGCUGGUGCAGUCUCACACCAUUGUAGGCGCCGUGGUGCGCGCCAUGAUAACAGCAGCUGACGUGGAGACGGCCCGUUGUGCGGCCAGCGUGCUGCACAGCCUGUCCCACCAGAGGGAGGGGCUGCUGGCCAUAUUCAAGUCUGGAGGGAUCCCAGCACUGGUCCGCAUGCUGAGCUCCCCGGUGGAGUCAGUCUUGUUCUAUGCCAUCACGACCCUCCACAACCUGCUGCUGCACCAGGAGGGGGCCAAGAUGGCGGUGCGUCUCGCUGAUGGCCUACAGAGGAUGGUUCCAUUACUGAAGAAGAGUAACCCCAAAUUCCUGGCCAUCACCACCGACUGUCUGCAACUCUUGUCUUACGGCAACCAGGAGAGCAAGCUGAUCAUCCUAGCCAAUGGGGGCCCAGAGGGUCUGGUGUACAUCACGAGGAACUACAACUAUGAGAAGCUGCUGUGGACCACCAGCCGUGUCCUCAAAGUGCUGUCCGUCUGUCCCAGCAACAAACCAGCGAUCGUGGAGGCUGGAGGGAUGCAGGCUUUGGGCCAGCAUCUCACAGGCUCCAGUCAGCGUCUGAUCCAGAACUGUCUGUGGACGCUCCGCAAUCUGUCCGACGCUGCCACCAAGCAGGAGGGAUUAGACGGUCUGCUGCAGAUUCUGGUCACCCAGCUGGGCUCUGACGACGUCAACAUGUUGACGUGUGCAACUGGCAUCCUGUCCAACCUCACCUGUAAUAACUCACGCAACAAGACCCUGGUGACUCAGUUUGGCGGUGUGGAGGCGUUGAUCCACGCCGUGCUGCGUGCCGGGGAGAAGGAGGAUGUUGCUGAGCCGGCCGUCUGUGCCCUGCGCCACCUCACCUCCCGCCACCAGGACGCAGAGCUGGCCCAGAAUGCUGUGCGGCUGCACUACGGCAUCCCAGCGGUCGUGAAGCUGCUGGGGCAGCCGCACUACUGGCCGGUGGUGAAGGCAACUGUUGGUCUGAUCCGGAACCUGGCCCUGUGCCCGGCCAAUCAGGCGUCUCUGAGGGAGGCAGGUGCUAUUCCACGAUUGGUCAACCUGCUGCUGAAGGCUCACCAGGACACACAGAGACACGCCUCCUCCGCCCAGCAGACAUACCAGGAUGGAGUUCGUAUGGAGGAAAUAGUGGAGGGCUGUGCAGGAGCACUUCACAUUCUGGCCAGAGACCCAAUAAACAGAGGAGAGAUUGCAAACAUGCAGACCAUACCCCUGUUUGUACAGCUGCUGUACUCGUAUGUGGAGAACGUGAAGCGGGUGUCAGCGGGCGUCCUGUGUGAGCUGGCUCUGGACAAACAGUCUGCAGAGCUGAUCGACUCAGAGGGAGCGUCAGCCCCGCUCAUGGAGCUGCUGCACUCCAACAACGAGGGAAUCGCCACGUACGCUGCAGCGGUGCUCUUCCGUAUAUCGGAGGACAAGAGUUCAGACUACAGGAAGAGAGUAUCAGUGGAGCUCACACACUCGCUCUUCAAACAUGACCCUGCAGCCUGGGAAAUGGCCCAUACUGUCGUUCCUCUGGAGCCUACAUAUCUGUCUGAUGAGUUAGAUGGACCUUACCCUCCCUAUGGCUACGCUGAUAUGCCUCUGGACAGCCUGCCACUAGAUCCUGAUCUCCACGAGACCUACAUCCCUGACAUGACCUACGACCCCAGACAGGCCUAUCCAGAACCACUCUAACAGGAGAAUGACUAUGGUGAAAGAAAAUGAAGGAAUGAGCAAAUCACAGGAAGAAAGACUGGAGGAAUGGAGCGAGGAAGGAGUUGGAGAUUUGAACUUUAAAGGCAAUCAGCCCUAUCCAACAAGUGGAAAAAUACCAUUUCUCAAUCAAGAACAUUUAAAAGAGGUUGCUUAUUAAAAGAGGUUUAUUGUUGCUGUAAAUGAAAAAUGUAACUUUGUUAUAAUGUUUUACUGUGGGGUGGAAGUAGGGGGUUGUCUGAAGUUUGGAGGCAGAGUUACACGGGUAAUGUUUUGAAUCAUGCAAUUAUUUUGUUUAUUUUGUGACAUACAGGAAACAGGAGGGGUUCAACCAAAAUCAGCUGAUAAUCCUUCUGAAAUAUUUUUGCAUUUCAUCUGUAAAGAGUUUCCUAGUUAGAGAGAAUUUGAACUUGCUGAAUUGUUACAACACCAAGGUUAGUGUGACGUAACUGAUGCGAUGCCUGUUGCAAUAUUAGUGUUGUUUCCCACUUAUAGAUACCUCAUUGGAAACACCCAUAUUAGUCGUAAGAAGUUCAAUUUAAAAGUUAUAUAUACCGUAGUUAAUUUUUUUACAUACGUCACAAAAACCUUCACUAUGAAAACUCUGAGCAUCACUGAGAUAUUUGCCCGCAUAUCACGCAUUAUUUUACAGGGUUAGAUUUUUUCCCUGAUGGGCAUUACUGCCAAUCACCAUUGCUACCAAAUGCUCCCCGUGUAUCCUAGCCUUUAGCUGCUGUCUUUUAGAUGUCUCCUCUGUGUAUUUGAACAGUGCACAUGUCCCAGGGUGUCCAUGUGUGGUUGUUGCAUGGUAGUAUCGUGUACACAUUUAAAUAUUCUUCACCUUUACAUACUGAAAAAAAAGACUACAAAUGCACCGAGUGGAUAUUCUGUUCAAAUGUCCACAGGAAAUGGACGACAAAUCUCUUUGGCAUCUUCUGCAUAAGACUACACAUCCUGUCAUCCCAGUCAGUCUCCAGUGGAAAUGGACUACAGCUCUCUGAUCAGUGUGUGCAUUGUGGGUGCCAUGGAGCACACUGCAGAGUAAAUAUAUGGUACCUGCACCGUGCUUACACAUACAGUAAUGACAAAUGGCCUUUGUAGGAGGGUGGGCGUAUUAUAGACAUUUGUCGAUGACUAUGUCAUUGUCAAUGCAGAGGUGUGGGCUGCAGGCUCUAAUAUAACAUAAAUAAUACUUGCUGCUGCUCAGAGCAUGUAUUAAAGAUC